AUGGCUAUGAAAGUGGACGACAUGGAGGACGUCAAGCCCACGGGCUUGUCAAUGUCAAAUGGCCUCGACGGCGCGUCCGCUGCGCAUGCGACCGACUCGUCCAACGCACACGCCCGCCCGACUGUCGCCGACUUGCACGGAGAGAAUCAUUUCGCGCAGGUAGCGAGGAAGAACUGGCUCACUGCCAAGAAGACACCGAAAGUGCGACCCGAAGUGGUCAAGAAAGAGCUAUGGGACGAGCUGGAGAAUGUCGACUUCGCAUACUCGUCGCUUCUGAUUCUGGAGAACCUACAGCUUUUGGAGAGAUAUCUGUGGCCGGGCUUCACCGAAGAUGCAUCGAACUACCACCAUCUGCUGUUGGCGCUUAUGGUUAAUGUCAAGAGGAGGGAGAACCUGGCAUCAUGGGACCACUUUGCUAGCAAGCCCGCCGAAUUCUCCUCCUUCUUCCGCCGCAUACUGUCCAUGACCGUAGACCCGUCGCAGCCGAGUAAGAUCCGCACACAGCUCGUGUCCUUCGUUAUCGGCGCCUUCCAAUCACUCGACAGCGGUCUUGUGCGGAAGGAGUGCGCGCCUCUGGUCGGCAUAUCUAUAUGGCAGAACCUCCACUCGGACGCCGUGCGCGAGCAGUACUUUGAGGAGCACAGCAUGUUGCGCAAGGCAUGGAGGGCCGCAUCCAAGCGAUUCGAUGCUGGCGACGAACCGCUGCAAGCCAGGUUACGGUUCGAGCGAUCGUGGAUCUACACACUGCUACUGGACUUCAUCGACAGACUAUACAACAGCACUAGCAGGGAAGAGGUUAGGGACAACAUGGCUUACUGCGAGCGCUUCAUGGAGCUUUUAGUAGAUCUGCAGAGCCAGCUGCCAACAAGGAGAUAUGUUAACACGCUACUGCAAGACUUGAACAUGCUCCCGGCCAUUCGAUUGUCGCCCAUGUACACGGACGAGGAUAACGGCCUUUUCCGGGACCUUUUCGACUUGCUGAGCCACUUCACCAACUUCCCCAUCGAGGAUCAGACAGGCCGUCAGUUGUCCAAGCUGGAGUACGACCAACAGCAUUACGACACUCUGGCAAAGCUGCAACGGACGGGCUAUGCUGCUUUUCAGGAGAAGCUUCAGUUGAUGGCCCUGGCGAACUACAGCAGCAUCGGAAACCGGGAAGAGCUGGAUGGUCAUCUGCGCACAUUGAGCGACACCGAGCUCGUGGAGCUUUGCUCUCUCAUGGGCCUACGGACAGAGUACCCCGCCUCGACCUACCUGGUGCGCGACCGAGCUUUCUACAUGGAGACCUUGAUUGCGCUUGUAGAAAAGCGACCGACUUUCAAGGAUAAUGUCCGCGAGAUGCCCGUAUUACCAACAGAGAAGGUCCUGUACGAGACUACCUUCCUGCGAAACGAGUCGUAUGAUGGGUCAAGACCGCUCGCUAUACCCAAGCUGAACCUUCAGUACCUGACCAUGGGCGACUUCUUGUGGAGAUCAUUUAUCCUGUAUCGCGCUGAGUCCUUCUACGGUAUCCGGAAGGACAUGGAGGACGUGGUGAAGCGCGUGAAGCCCAAGGGUAAAGGCGUCAACACCAAGUUCGGUGGCGUUUCCAAGAUGUCACUCCCUAUCAUGAAGCCUGCUAUCGUCGACGUAGCACCUUCCAAGGUAGGCGAGCAGCACCCAGCAUACGUUCGUGCCGAGAUCAUAUUGGACGUCAGUCGCCUGCAACACCCGGUUCGAAGGGAUUGGGAACAGCUGAGACCGGAUGAUGUCGUCUUCCUCCUUGCUGUUGAGGGCAAAGACGACGUACCCAUGCGCAAUGGUCACCGCGAAGAUGUCACAACUGGGGAACAGCUUGGCUUGCACCGGAUGAGAUGCGCACAGGUGGUUCAAGUUCUGGACGACAAAGGCCGGCCUCUGCGCGAACAAGGCCGCGAUGACGGCUUUGGACCCCGGGUGCGUCAACGACGACUCCUUGUCAACAUCGACGCGAAGCAGUACCAAGCCGACAUGGACCAAACUGCCGAAGGAAGGCCAGACGUUUACGAGCACAUCAACAUGAUUGUUCGUCGGAGAGGACGGGAAAACAACUUCCUGCCCAUCCUGGAAUCCAUCAAGCGCCUGACCCUCUCAGACAUCCCGGCACCCUCUUGGCUCCAAGAGGUCUUCCUAGGAUAUGGUGAUCCUGCGUCGGCAACGUACAAGCGACUUCCUAACAAACUGAACAAGAUAGAUUUCCGGGAUACCUUCUUGGACUGGCAGCACCUGAUCGAGGCAAUGCCUGGCAAGUCUAUCGAACCCCACGAGGACGCACAGACAUCGUUUGGGCCUCCAUACGUUGUGGAGUACCCUGCUGCAGGUGAACCAAAUAUCGCACCUCCUCGAGCAUCCAAAAAGCGGCGUCGCGACCAGAAAGUGGUUGCACAACCUCUGCAUGAAUCGCUUCACGUAUCCUCGUACAAACCGCCGAACAUGGGACCAUACCCUGCAGAUGCACCUAGGCUGAAUGCGGUCAGAUUUACACCUGCCCAAAUUGAAGCCAUCACCUCGGGCACACAACCUGGUCUCACGGUGGUGCUCGGACCCCCGGGUACCGGCAAGACGGACGUCGCGACCCAAAUUAUAUCCAAUCUAUACCACAACUUCCCGGACCAGCGGACUCUGCUCGUCGCGCACAGUAAUCAGGCGCUUAACCAGCUCUUCCAAAAGAUUACUGCGCUUGACAUCGAUGAGCGUCAUCUUCUGCGUCUGGGUCACGGUGAAGAGGACCUAGAGACUGAUGUCAGUUACAGCAAGCAUGGACGUGUUGAGUCGUUCCUCGAGAGAGGGCAGUACUAUCUGUCUGAAGUCGAUCGGUUGGCGAAGAACUUCAAUGCGCCCGGUGCUCAUGGUAGCUCGUGCGAGACUGCAGAUUACUUCAACCUUGUUUAUGUGAAGCCAGCAUGGACGCAAUACUGGGAUAGUGUUACAACCGAGGACACAAGUGUUGACCAGAUAAUCACUGAGUUCCCAUUCAGAGACUACUUCUCAAACGCACCGCAACCUCUCUUCCCUCAAGCAGCAGAUCGCGAGCAAAUUCUUGAGAUUGCGCAAGGCUGCUACCGCCAUGUCGAGAAGAUCUUCACUGAGCUUGAGGACAUUCGUCCGUUUGAGAUCUUGCGGAACCCGCGGGAUAAGGCAAACUAUCUGCUGAUCAAGGAAGCCCGUAUUGUUGCCAUGACAUCGACACACGCUGCUAUGCGGAGACAAGAGAUUGCUUCAUUAGGCUUCCACUACGACAAUGUCAUCAUGGAAGAAGCCGCUCAGAUCACCGAGAUCGAGAACUUCAUUCCUCUCGCACUGCAAAACCCCAAGGAUGGCGAACUUCCUCUCCAGCGCAUCGUGCUUUGCGGUGACCAUCUCCAAAACUCGCCUGUUAUUCAAAACCUCGCUUUCCGCCAGUACGCCAAUCUGGAGCAAUCUCUCUUCCAACGACUCGUUCGCCUCGGUGUGCCGACUAUCAUGCUCGACCAGCAAGGUCGUGCUCGCCCGUCCAUUGCCGAACUCUACAAGUGGCGCUAUCCCUCUUUAUCGAACCUGCCCUCCGUUCUGGCCAAGCCCGAGUUCCAAAUAGCCAACCCAGGCUUCAAGCACGAGUACCAGUUCAUCGACGUCCAGGACUACAAGGGCAAGGGUGAAGACCAACCCACACCGCACUGGAUGAUCAACCUGGGCGAAGCCGAGUACGCAGUCGCGCUCUUCAUGUACAUGCGUCUCCUGGGUUAUCCAGCAAGCAAGAUAUCCAUCUUGACCACGUAUGCUGGACAGAAGAGUCUGAUCAACGACGUGUUGGGGCACAAGUGCAAGAACAACCCCCUGUUCGGUCGCCCGAAGAUUGUCGCGACGGUGGACAAGUACCAGGGUGAGCAGAAUGACUACAUCAUCCUCUCCCUAGUCCGCACCCGCGCAAUCGGCUACCUCCGCGACAUCCGGCGCCUCACCGUCGCCCUCUCGCGCGCGCGUCUGGGCCUCUACAUCCUCGGCCGCCGCUCCGUCUUCGAAUCCGUCUUCGAGCUCAAACUCGCCUUUGACAUCCUCCUCCAACGCCCCGACAAGCUCACGCUCGUCACCGACGAAAUGUUCGGCGAAACGCAACGACCUGCCGAGCAAACUGCGCCUGUGGAGGGCGAAGCCGAGAUGCAGGAUGUAGAGCAUUUGGGCAAAUAUGUGUAUGAGAUGACCAAGGCGAAGGUCGAGGCUAUGAAAGCGAAUGGAGGGGUUAUGCCCACGAGAGAGGUUACGAUGGGGGAGGCGAAUGGUGGGGCCAAGGAUGAGGAUGAGGAUGAUGAUAGGCCUGAGAAUGUGCUUAUUCCUGAGGAGGUGAAUGAGGAGUUUGAUGAUGAGGAGGAGGAGGAUGCGGUCGUGGUUUAA
This is a messenger RNA of Alternaria ethzedia, 4389 nucleotides long. RefSeq lists its product as uncharacterized. The transcript is spliced from 3 exons. Bases 1 to 4389 code for a protein of 1462 amino acids. Gene Ontology annotation, molecular function: helicase activity; mRNA binding. NCBI's taxonomy places the organism in Eukaryota, Fungi, Ascomycota, Dothideomycetes, Pleosporales, Pleosporaceae. The record is from RefSeq and is a predicted model, not a curated record. Gene Ontology annotation, biological process: mRNA splicing, via spliceosome. Gene Ontology annotation, cellular component: catalytic step 2 spliceosome.